AUGGAAAAUUGUAAAAAAAUAAAAAUUAGAACAGCAUACAGCCUUUAUUUAGUACUGAUAACUUUAAUUAUUAUAUUGUGGGAUGUUUGUGCAUCAAAGCCAUUAUAUAAUAAGUAUAGUAAAUCAAAUCCAGAAUUAAAUGAUAACAGUAAACCUCAAAUAAUAGAGUCUGUACCUAUUCAAGAAAUAAAUCCUUAUAAUGAAGAGGUCUUAAAUGAUACAAUAGAAGAAUUAACAGAUAUAUCAAAUGAUGUAGAAACAAAACUUGAGGAACUCAAACAAAGGGAAGCUAUAAUGAAUAUUGAUAAAAGAAAUAUUGGUAUCUUUGCAAGCAUUACAAUGAUAGUUUUAAUUAUACUAUUCUAUUUAGGAGUAGCUCAUAUGGAAGAUGCAUUAAAAGAUGCCAGCAUACUUCAUGGAGAUGAUAUUGGAUCACCCCAAAGCUUGUUAUAUGAUCCACGUUGGUAA
Messenger RNA from Cryptosporidium muris RN66, 468 nucleotides. RefSeq lists its product as uncharacterized. Lineage: Eukaryota; Apicomplexa; Conoidasida; Eucoccidiorida; Cryptosporidiidae. The record is from RefSeq and is a predicted model, not a curated record. The transcript has 3 exons. The coding region runs from base 1 to 468 and encodes 155 amino acids.